Molecule: messenger RNA, 678 nt
Organism: Pristis pectinata (smalltooth sawfish)
Lineage: Eukaryota; Metazoa; Chordata; Chondrichthyes; Rhinopristiformes; Pristidae
Product: thiosulfate sulfurtransferase GlpE-like
Exons: 3
Coding region: 22-513 (163 amino acids)
Molecular function (GO): thiosulfate-cyanide sulfurtransferase activity
Source: RefSeq, a predicted model, not a curated record
GGGAGGUCCCGGGGCCGCGACAUGGAGCCGGUGAGCGAGUGGAUCCACCACCGCUUCCCCGCGGUGCGGAGCCUGGGCACGGACGCGGUGGAGCAGCUGCUGCGGGAGGAUCGGGAGCGGCUGCUGCUGCUGGAUGUCCGCAGUCCGGCGGAGUAUGAGGUCAGUCACCUGGAGGGAGCCGUUCGCGUUGACCCCGAGACCACCGACAUGGAGCAGGUGGUCAGGGAGCUGGGUCCGGCAGCAGGCAGCUCCGACAGAGCCCUGGUCUGUUACUGUACUACUGGAUUCCACGCCUCCCAGAUGGCACAGAAGCUCUGUGAGUUUUUCGGCAGGGAUUCGGGUCCGAGCGUCCCGGGCACGCUGAAGGUUUACAACCUGGAUGGGGGCUUCCUGAAGUGGAACAAGGAGGGGAAGCCCAUGGUGGGCAGCAGCAAUCAGCUGACCCGCCAGGUCCACCCCUACAGCCAGCUCUGGGAACAGCUGCUGGAAGCUGACUUCAGACCGCCAGUGUGAGGGAGGUGGGGGCAGUGAGACCCGCUCUCCACUGCCAGCCUCUAGCAGACACCCUCCCCCCCCCCCCCGGCACUCUCUAACCCAGGGGUUCAGUACUUUGCACAGACCUCAUCUAUUUUCAAAAUUAACAACUGUUGAAGGAAAAUAAAGGAAAGCUGGUUUGUU